UGUUGACAGGCAGUAGUUGGCGGUACUUUAUAAAGCAUUGUUGUUUUAAUUGCAAUGGCUGUGUGUUAGUUUUAGUGCGAUUGUAGUUUAGUACGCAUAUAAGAAGUUACAAAUUUAUUAAAAUAUUCCAAAAUGGCAGAAGUUUGUAAUGCGCAUAAAAAGUCUAACAAUGUUCGAUUUAAAUGCAAGAUUAAUGGCAUGGAAGGAAAAACUCCGUUUUUAAUCGGAGUUGCUGGCGGAACAGCGAGUGGAAAGUCUACAGUCUGCAAACGCAUAAUGGAAAAGCUUGGGCAAGCUGAUAUGGACCACACUGAGAGGCAGGUCGUCUGCAUCAGCCAAGACAGUUUCUACAGAGAGUUGACACCUCAAGAAAAAGUUAAAGCAGAGAAGGGCAAUUUCAACUUUGACCACCCAGAUGCUUUUGACAAUGAACUUUUGUUGAGGAUACUCAAAGACAUUCUCAUAGGAAAGAAGUGUGAAAUACCUGUGUAUGAUUAUGUCACUAGCUCAAGGGUGCAGAACCAGUUCACCUCGAUAUACCCGGCUGACGUCGUCCUCAUUGAGGGCAUUCUGGUGUUCUACUUCCCUGAGAUAAGGGAACUAUUCCACAUGAAGCUCUUUGUGGAUACAGACUCGGACACACGUCUGGCUCGAAGAGUUCCUCGUGACAUAAAGGAGCUUGGCCGAGACUUAGAUCAGGUUCUCAAUCAGUACAUGAACUAUGUGAAACCAGCUUUUGAAGAAUUCUGCUCACCUACAAAGAAGUACGCAGAUGUUAUCAUCCCACGUGGAGCAGACAAUACUGUGGCAAUUGACCUGAUAGUUCAUCGCAUCAAGGAUAUUUUGCAUGGCAACGUACACCACUUGGCAAACAGCCGUCACACUAGCACAAAUUCUAGCUCGGAAACUAUUAGCAGAUAAGGUAUCCCCUGUUGUUUUGGAGCAUUCUCCUCAGUGUGCUGUUAAUAGAAAAUGUUGCAACAUUUCAACUGUGUCUGCAUCUUGUUUAAAAACAGGACUAAUGUAUCUUAACUGAACACGAGGGGUAAGCUAACUAAACUUCAAGUAAUGAAACCAGUAUGUGGCUUACAACUACACUUUACAUUCAUAUUUUGAACACAUUUAUCUGUUGUGAGGUGUGGGGGUUUGUAGUAUUAUUUUUUUUUAAACAACUCUGUGAUAUAAGUUGAAGUAUUUUUUGUGUACUUGUGUUCAAUAGUUAUCUUAAUAUAUUUUACACAGGUUAUAAUUUUUUUAAAUUUAAUUCAUUGUUAGUAUUGAUAAUAAAUAUUUUUAUUUGUAGGAUCUUGCAUCAGUGUAUCUGUAAACUUGAAAUAUUUUAUUUAUUUGAUUUUUAUUAGUAUAACUGUUUUUUUUCCCCACUUAUUUAAUUUUCAUUGUUGUGUGAGAAUUGUGCAAGAGAUAAACUAUGUUAUACGUGUUUGUGAAGCACUGAGAGUAUUUUUUUUUUUUUGCUCUUAAAAAGUUUGGAGGGAUAAUUUUUUUUUUUUUUUUUGUGAAGGUAGGUUCUUGUACUGUGAAAGCAGUCAGAUGAGGUGUCUGAAAGUGCCUCACUUUAGUUCCUAAACAAAUUUAAAUUGUGGUAACGUUAACCUUAAGUUUGGAAAAUAAUGUGCAAGUUGUGUAUAAAUUUAGCGUUUCUGAGUCUCUGCUCUCUCUCUCUCUCUCUCUCUUUCUCUUUCUCUCUCUCUUUCUCUUUCUCUCUCUCUUUCUCUUUCUCUCUCUCUCUCUCUUUCUCUCUCUCUCUCUCUCUUUCUCUCUAAUGUAAGGAAUUUAGGUUUUAACUGUAUUUUACUAUUUUGUAUAAGCCAUUACUUGGGAAUUAUUAUACAAUCUGCUGAAAAUCUGAGCUGCAUAAUUUAUUUUUAAAACCAACUUAAUAAGUAGAAAAAUUAAUUCAUUUUUCAGUGAAACUGUAGAGGAAUUUAAAUACUUUAAACGAGGUAUUUUAUUCUGGUUUGGGGGAAUAGUUUAGAAAAGCAGUGUUAUAUCAGUAAUUUAAGGGAAUGGGGUUUUAUUUUAGUUAAUAAUGAUCUUGUAAAAAAAAAAAUAUAUAUAACAUUUUUUCUAGAAUUAAGUGGUUAAUAGUAUUAUUCAUUAGUUCCCAUUUGAAAGAUAGGUCCCUGCCUCCCCCCCUCCACCACUAAUUACAAGUGUUUUGCAUAAUUCAUGAUCAGAAAAUCUGAUAAGUAAGCUUGUAAGUAUUAAAAUGACAGCUCUUCUUGUUCAGCAUUUUCUGAUUGUCCACUUUAAGUGCAGCUACAUACUUAUUAUGUAUUGCUAUCAUUGUACAUAGUAACAUAGUACAUAACCCUCAGCCCAUAAGUGGAUUGUCUGGCCACACACAAGUAACAUAAGUAUAAAAAAAACUGUAUUAUAAUUACAAAAAUAAUUUGCAUUAAAUAUUUUAUAGCAUUUAAAGGUUCAGAUUAAAAAUUAACAUCCUAUAACUAAAGUAGUCUUCGCAAAGCAUUUAAGACUCUGUAGUUAUGUUAGUAUUAGUUUUCUAAUGCAUAAUCAAAUGUAAUGGGGGGGAAACGUGUACUGUCAUUAUUGCUGUCAUUUAUCUUAAACCUCUUGAUAAAAUUACAUAUUUUACAUCAUUAAUGAAGUUGGUAAGUAAAAUAUCAGAAUUUCCCAAAAUAUUUGGCUGGCUCAUGCCAUUACUUUUCAUCAUAUGCCCUGCACCAAAUGAAUUAAAUAAAUUGUAUCACCAAACCUGUAUGCAGAUUUUUGUUACUGUGACCAAAAAUAUCCUUCACUCAAAAAUUUUUACAUUUAAGUGAACAUAUGAAUGAAUAAUAAUUAAUCAUUUUUGGCCUAACAAAUUAGCUGUUUCGAGAAGAUUGGUUGAAAUAUGGCACCACAUACUGUUUGAAGUUAUUGUUAAGUAUAUCUGCCUUUAACUAUGAUGGUUAUUUAAAAAAAUUAUGUUAGAGUGAUUAUUAAUUUAACAUUUUAUGGACCCAGCAUGAAUCCACUAGAACAAAAAAAAAAUUAAAAA
Bacillus rossius redtenbacheri is the source of this 3025-nucleotide messenger RNA. RefSeq names its product uridine-cytidine kinase (gene Uck). Lineage: Eukaryota; Metazoa; Arthropoda; Insecta; Phasmatodea; Bacillidae. Bases 133 to 921 code for a protein of 262 amino acids. The transcript has 7 exons. Gene Ontology annotation, molecular function: ribosylnicotinamide kinase activity; ATP binding. Gene Ontology annotation, cellular component: cytoplasm. The record is from RefSeq and is a predicted model, not a curated record.